UUUUGUGCUGCCAAAUUUAUCCGAAAUAUAGGACACAGUACAGUACUGCACCAAAGUCGAAUCUGGCCACACGCUUCAACUUUUCUCCUCUUUUUGGGCGGAAAAAUUCCAUGUUACUGGUUUUAUUUUACUAAUAUUUGACUCUUUUUUGUGUCCCACAACAAAAAUCAGGAGUUAAUUUUGGACAGUGAUUCGAUCCCCUUUUUCUAUGACCGGAAGUCGAGGACCUCGAGGUCAUCUUGCGCGCACCUCGACUAAUUCUGAAACCUUAAAGUCGGCGCAAGGUUGGAAAUAUAUAGCUUUCUUAAAAUUUAAACAUACGACCUCAUACACUUAUUUGCUUUCUCAUGUCAAGUAAAACAAAGUGCCCUAAAACAAACUCUUUGGAGUUGUGUUCGAUGGUGGUUGUGUCCGAAGAUGUAAUGGAAUGCUAGCAGUGCUCAUGCUCUAUGUAACAUUCUAAAUCUCCCAAUUUUAAAACCAGAUUCUUGUUUUGGAACUUACCAAUCUCUCUCUCUCUCUCUCUCUCUCUCUCUCUCUCUCUCUCUCUCUCUCUCUCUCUCUCAUUCAUUUGAGGACAACAUAACACACCAUGUGCACAUGCAUCACUAUCUUGCAUCAUUUUCCUUUGACACAAGGUAUCCCCAAUAUUUCCCCACCACCAACCAUCCCCUCAUGCAUCUCCACCACUAAAAGCCCAUUCUCCUUUACUCCUUUUUGUCACAAAAUGCAAAAAAGUCCAAGAAAUACAGCUCCUCACUUCCAAAAGCAUAUCCCCUCAGAGUACGUACUUAUGUCUACCACAUAAUUCCACCUCCUCCAGCUAUCACCCAAUCAACUUCUUCUUCACCAUUCCAAUCCCACCACCAACACCCCUCCCUCCCAUCUAAACACCUCUAAGAAUAAGUGCCAGCUACCCCUGAAAGUAACUUUUCCCAAAUGUAGUACAAAAUGAAACUCUUACGAGUACAUUUACUUUAAACUGUUAGUUUAGGAAAUAAUUAAGCAUGUUGUAGUUGCAGUUAGAGAGAGUAAAUCAAUAGAAAUCUAAUGAACUCAGAACUUCUUCUUCUUCGCCGCCGCCCCUCCUUCAAUUUUCCUCAUCAACAAAAUCGUAAACAAAUUCAUGAUCCAAACACAGUCUACGAAAUUUGAGCUGAGAGAACAAGGUUGGGAUAUCAAUUUAAUAUCGCUUAACCAUAAAGACAUCAAAAUCAAUGUAGCUUAUUUUCUAAUAAUUUUCAUCAAAUACCAGUGAACCAAGCAAAGAGCUUAACUAUAAGGAGUUUUUGGAUUGACCAAAGCAAAGAGCUUAUACACAGAAACAUCACAUACGCCAAUUAAAUCGAAAGGAAAGACAAAAUUAACAGAAGAACCACAAAUAGAGUGACCAAGUCUUUCUUAUUCGCCUAUGUCAAAAUGGUAGAGCAGAGUCAUGACAUCCGAUAUAUCUCCAAGCCAAUCUCAUCCCUCCUCACAAAUCACAAAAUGUAGCUCCAAAAUAUGCAACCACAAAAAAGCAGCAAGAAAAGAAACAAGAAAAAUAAACCUGGAGGGAUAAAAAUAUCACAAAUAAAAUUUCAAUCUACAACAAAUUACGAAAAGUGCAAAUCAAUUACCACCCAGGUGAUUAAAUAAGGAUAACUGCAGCAACCCCUCCAAUUCCAAACAAGGCUAGCAUAGCCCUGCUGCUUCCAUGCAUGAAAGCUCCCGAUCCGGGGGUGGGGGUAGAGGCGACCGGUGGGGGGACAAGCGAAGGCGCAGGCGAUGUGGGGGAGGGCGCAGGCGAUGUGGGGGAGGGUGCAGGUGGACUGGUGGUGGGUGGCAUCUCAGGAGGAGCCAUCGGUGCCGGUGGUGAGGGUGGUGAGCUCAUGGACGGGCCAGGGCUCAUGGUCGGGGGAGACAUCAUCGGUGAUGGGACACUUGGUGGAGGAGCCGUUAUAGUCGGUGGUGGUGCCGCCAUUGGUGGUGGGGUUGAAACCAUGGUGGGUGGUGUUGCCAUGGGGGUUGGAGGUAAAGCUAUAGACUGAGCCAUGGACAAUGCCACUAAAGCAAGUGACAUGGUUACCAUGAGCAUGGCUUGUUUGAGAGCCAUGACUCUUGUGAGUAGGAAGAGGGUGUACACAAUAGGUUUUGAUGAGAGAGGAGGGGAGAGAGUAUUUGGAGAGCAGGAAUGUUGUUUUCUGAGGAAU
Molecule: messenger RNA, 2192 nt
Organism: Rhododendron vialii
Lineage: Eukaryota; Viridiplantae; Streptophyta; Magnoliopsida; Ericales; Ericaceae
Exons: 1
Coding region: 1701-2030 (109 amino acids)
Source: RefSeq, a predicted model, not a curated record